This is a messenger RNA of Panicum virgatum (switchgrass), 5100 nucleotides long. Its product is annotated as disease resistance protein PIK6-NP-like. The record is from RefSeq and is a predicted model, not a curated record. Lineage: Eukaryota; Viridiplantae; Streptophyta; Magnoliopsida; Poales; Poaceae. Gene Ontology annotation, biological process: defense response to other organism. The transcript is spliced from 6 exons. The coding region runs from base 587 to 4231 and encodes 1214 amino acids. Gene Ontology annotation, molecular function: ADP binding.
CAUGGCCCCUCAGUCCCGUUGACCCGAGUUCGUCGAUCCACCACGGACCAAUCCAGCUCCAUCGCCCACCCACGAUGUCCAGCGCUUGACCCGCAGAUUCCUUCCCCUUCCGCAACUCCACGAGACCCCCAACGUCGCCGCGCCCACAAUAACCCAUGGCACGGCAACCCCUAUCCACCCCGUUGACCUCAAACCGGUAGCAGACUAGCAGCUUCAAUUUGAAGGGGAAGGGCAUCCAAGUCUUGGUCUCGACGGCUGCGCAUCGAUCUGCCUAUUACCCCCAAUACGUCGUUCUGGCACAAGGUUCCAUUUGACAAUCUGUGCAAUCAUUCCAUCCCACUCCAUUGACCUCAAUACGUCCUUCUGGCGCAGCUUGAGCUUGAAGAGGAAGGGUUUCCAGUUCUUUGUCUAGAUGGCCGUACAUUGCAUCUACCUGUCGCCCCAAUAUGUCGUUCUGGUGCAAGGAACAUGGGAUUUUCUGUAAGCAAACAUGGGAAGGUACUCAGACCAUGUUCAGUUCUGAGCAAUAACAGCGUCAGGUGGUAGCUGCUCCACAAAACAAACACACAAGGAAAGACAGAGAACAAUGGCAGACCUGGUUCUUGGGGUAGCCAAGUCGCUGGUGGAGGGAACUCUGAGCAAGGCCCAGUCAGCGAUCGAGGAGGAGUCAAAGCUGCGGCAGAGCACGCAGCGUGACCUGGUGUUUAUUGCUGGAGAGUUUCAUAUGAUGCAGUCCUUCCUCAGCAUCACCACUGAGGAGCAUGUCAGGAACAAUGUUGUGAGCACAUGGGUGACUCAGGUUCGUGACCUUGCCUAUGACGUGGAAGACUGCAUUGAAUUCAUUAUCCACCUGGACACAAAGUCUGACUGGUGGCACCGCUUAAUCCGGUGUUGCAAUUUCAAGGCACAAAUGCUUCCCCUGGAUGAGGCAGUUGACAUCAUAGAGCAACUGAAGGCAAGAGUCCAGGAUGUAAGCCAGAGGAAUGCGCGAUAUAACCUCAUUGCCAACCCUGGCCCCAAGUACUGCACAGAGCUGAACCAACCGGCUGCCGCUGUUGCAUCGCCUGACAUGCUCGCUCAAGCAAGGUACUCCACUUUAAAGCAACAAGACUUGGAAGCCCUCACAAAGCUGAUUACCAAGAAGGGCCGUGACCUUCAGGUGAUCUCACUGUGGGGGACAGGGGGUAAUCUUGAGGCAGCAUCCAUUAUCAGGAAUGCCUUUGAGCACCCAAAAGUCUGGGCAAACUUCACGUGCCGUGCUUGGGUAAAGCUGGUGCGUCCAUUCGAUCACAAUGAGUUCAUCAGGAGCUUGCUGAAUCAGUUCUAUGCAAACUCCCGCCAAGAGCAGCAUGGUGCAGUUGUUGGUAGAGAUGUCCUAAACAGAGAGCAGGAGUUGCCUGCGGAAGACUAUCUCAUCCAGGAGUUCAUGCAUCAAGUGAACAACCAUAGAUACCUCAUAGUUCUCGAAGAUGUGUUCAUUUCAGAGUGGAAUGCCAUUCGAGGGCAUCUUGCACAACAGAGGAACGGGAGUUGUAUUAUUGUGUCCACACAGCAGUUUGAGGUUGCAAGCUUCUGCACAGGAGUUCCAUACUUCCAGAGACUCUCAGCUGAUCGGUCACUUUGUGUCUUUUUGAAGGAGGGUCCUCAAACAGAUGGAGCUAUGACUGACGCUACCAAUAGGGCAAUAAUUAGCAAAAAUGAGAUUCUCACCUUGAAAAGGAAAGUGGUCCGUGCCAGGAUGGACCACUUUCCCCUUGUUGCACGCAAAUUGGAAAUGCAUGAACUUACUAAUUAUCCAUCCAAAGCACGGUUCGACGCUUUGCAAGUGAUGUCAGUCUGGGGAGUAGCUGGUGUUGGCAAAUCUGCUCUUGUUAGAAGUUUUUACUACCACAGAAUGCUUUACAAUCACCAAUUGUUUGAUAAAUAUGGAUGGGUGGAUGUAUCCCAUCCAUUAAAUUUGGAAGACCUCUGCAGGAACUUACUUUUAGAAUUUUAUUCACAUUCUCUUGAUGAAAAUGAAGCUACAUACUGUAUGAUGAGUAUUAGAGAUCCGAUAAAAGAGUGCUGUAAGCUUCUAAAAGAUCAUCCGUGCCUUGUCAUCAUCGAUGAUCUUCAGUCCACAGAAGAAUGGGACUCGCUCCAAGCUGCCUUGGUAUCUAGACCUUCAAAAAGCAUCAUUGUUGUCAUUUCAAAUGAAGAAAGGAUUGCCUUACACUGUGCAGACAGAAAGGAUCUUGUUUUUAACGUCAAAGCUCUACAUAUUGAUGCAGCAUUUGAUCUCUUCAAAAAGGAGGUACACAGGAAGAAUUCAAUGUUCCAUACAUAUGUUUUUGAUAAUGACGUGGAGCUACAACAGCUUAUUUUGAAAUGUGGUGGUCUUCCCAAAGUAAUAGUUGCUAUAGCUGACUUGCUGGCCCCACAGACACAUGGAUGGGCACGCAGUACCAGCUCUAUGAAUGCUGGAUUUAUGCAAAACCUGGAGGCCAAUCCAGAAUUCGCUUGCCUACGGGGUUUGUUUAGCUGGAUGCGAUCCUACUUUCGCGCAUGCCCAGAUCUUCUCAGGCCAUGUAUAUUCUAUCUAUCAAUCUUCCCUGGAUACCACAGCAUUCGACGGCGGCGUUUGGUGAUGCGGUGGGUUGCAGAGGGUUACUCCAAGGACAGUGACAGUUGUACCGCGGAGGAGAAUGGUGAGAAGCUCUUCUCCAAGCUCGUCGAGAUGAGCAUGGUCCAGCCACCUCCACAGGAAAUAAUCACACACAUGAGAAUGGUUUUAUGUCAUGUAAGUGGUUUCUUCCAUGAAUACAUCAUCUCAAGACCGAAAGAUGAAAAUAUUGUCUUUGCGCUGGAGGUCUUUGCGCUGAAGAAGCUUUGCCACCCAACCACCCAACGCACAGGGCGUCACCUGGUCAUAGAAGAAAGCUGGCAGAGAGACAACAUCGUAUUCGAGAGAAUUGAUUUCUCACGGUUACGCUCCCUCACGGUGUUUGGAGAGUGGGAGUCAUACAUGAUCUCUAAAGGUAUGAAGGUGCUUCGGGUGCUAGAUCUAGAGAAUGCGUCAGGAGUGACUGAUAAAGAUCUCGAGCAAAUGUUGAAGCUGCUGCCCCGUCUCAAGUUCCUAUCCCUGAGAGGAAGCAGUCAGAUCUUCCGUCUUCCAUGUUCUUUGGGUGAUCUAAAGCAGCUUGAGACUCUAGAUGUAAGGAACACCUCCAUAGUUACGUUGCCGUCUUCUAUCACCAAGCUGAUGAAACUGCAGUACAUCCGUGCCGGCUCCACCACACCAGCACCAUGUUCAUUGGUAUCUUGGUUGCCUGACUGCUGCAAGGCUUGUCGAUUUGUAGGUGUUGAGGUGACCAGAGGGACUCAGAAAUUGAUGUUGCUGCACACAUUCGGUGUUGUUAACGUUGGUAUUGUAAGGGGAAAAGCCAUCCUGAAAGAUAUCAGGAAGCUCACCCAUUUACGCAAGCUCGGAGUGUCUGGUGUCAGUAAGAAAAACUACAAUGUGUUCUGUUCUGCCAUCUCAGGUAAACCCCGUUUGGAAUCCUUGUCAGUGUGGCUCAGCAGGGUCAAUCAGGAAUAUUUGGAUGACAUCUCUACGCCUCCAGAGAACCUUCAGAGUCUUAAGCUGUAUGGGCUCGAAAAGAAGCUACCAAAUUGGAUCAAACAGCUUCCCAAGCUCAGAAAACUGAAUUUAGAAAUAACUAUAUCAGAGGAAGUUGGCAUAUCUAGUAUCCUUGGGGAUCUAAAAGAACUAUGUAUUCUACGUCUUCGUGUCAAGCUACUUCAAGACAGUAUGCUCAAUUUUUGUGUCAUGAAAGAUGCAACAGAGGAGCGAUCUUACGAAAACGUUAAGAUCCUCGAGAUUGCUUCCUGCUCCAGGUUACUUAAUGUGAAUUUUGGAUCAGUAGCAAUGCGAAAUCUUGAACUGCUCAAGGUUGGCUGCUGUAAUACUGGAUGUGGGCUGCAGUUUACUGGGUUAAAUCAUCUCGCCAAACUCAAGGAAGUCUGGAUUAUUGGUUCACAUGUUGACACACUCAAGAAUCACAUUGAGGACCAAUUUGCUGAGAGUACAAGCAAACCUGCUUUGAAGCUGGAGGAAGUCAAUCUAUCCCCCUGUGCAUCGGCUGAACGAAAUGACCAGGGUUGUUCAUUUCCCUUCCUUUCUAAAGGUGAUGCUAUAUGCUUUUCUUUAUUGGAGUGCUGUUGGGGGUCUCCAAUAUUUGAGGCUUACUAGACCAGACAUCUCUGUUCGCCAUCAACAAGGUCUGUCAGUACCUCUUGAAGCCAACCACAGUGCACUGGGAAGCUGGGAAGAGAAUUUUGCAAUAUAUUAAGGGCACGGUCAAUAUUGGGUGCAUAUCAGAAAGUCUCCCUCUACAUUGCUCAAUGUCUUUACUGACGCUGAUUGGGCUGGCAGUGCAGAUGGUCGGCUAUGCUCUUUUCUUUGGUCCAAAUUUAAUUUCAUGGAGUUCUAGGAAGCAAGCCAGGAUAUCACGGUCAUCGACUGAAGCUGAAUAUAAAGCAUUGGCUAAUGGUACAGCCGAGGCAAUUUGGAUACAGUCUUUUCUUCGUCAGCUUGAUAUUCCUCAACCAAGACCACCAGUAUUAUGGUGUGAUAACUUUGGUGCCACAUAUCUCACUGCUGAUCCAGUGUUUCAUGCACGAACAAAGCAUAUUGAGGUUGAUUUUCAUUUUGUCAGAGAGAAGAUAGCACAAGGUGCGCUCCUGUCUGUUUUGUUUCAUCUGCAGAUCAGAUAGCAGAUGCUUUCACCAAGACAUCGACAAAAUUAAUGUAGAACAACUCAAGACCAAUCUCAACUUGAUCUCUGUGAGGCAAGAUUGAGGGGGAAUGAUAACGUGCAGGUUAAUGACAGAUUAUAGUAGGCUGCAUUAACAGGGAAUUCAUAUCCUAGUGCUAGAAGACGGAAGGUGAACCACCACCAUUAUCAUUACUACUGUUGUAACUCAUGUUAUAUUAGCACUAUAUAAAGAGAAGAGACUGUAGUGGAUGGUUUACGGCAAAACAUUUAGCUUUUACAUGUAGUAAGCAGACUUUGUAAAAGAUAAAGAAUUAGUUUUGUGGCAACGAAGCACUUAUCGUAA